Molecule: messenger RNA, 1608 nt
Organism: Habropoda laboriosa
Lineage: Eukaryota; Metazoa; Arthropoda; Insecta; Hymenoptera; Apidae
Exons: 5
Coding region: 1-1608 (535 amino acids)
Biological process (GO): regulation of DNA-templated transcription
Cellular component (GO): nucleus
Molecular function (GO): DNA-binding transcription factor activity; cis-regulatory region sequence-specific DNA binding
Source: RefSeq, a predicted model, not a curated record
AUGAUUGGGCCUUCCUCUGGUGCUGGUGGUGUUUCGGAGGAUGAGGUGUCUGACCUGUCCAAACCUGGCAAGAAACGCAUCUUUGAGGACCUGGACAUAGAAAGCCUCUGUGAGGAGGUCCAGAACAGUCGUAAACGGUACCAGUAUCAAGAUAUAGAGACUCCAAUGGAUGUGGUUGCCUCUAACCAAGUCAUAGGCAACACGACGGCCCUGUUCUCGCCACUGUCGGCCCAGGAGGCCAUGGAGGAUUGUCCAAUGGCGAGACUGGAGGUCCUCUUGGUGGAUGGUACCAACUGCACCUGGACAACUGUUUCAGAACUGGAAUCUCAACAUACUAUCGCUGAAAUUGCGGCCUCGCCUGCCACGUCUUCCUCAUCGUUGGACCAUAGGCAGGAACAGGUGAUCCAGGAGGUGCAAAUUGAGGAAACAAGUUACCAGGUUGGCUCUGACUACUGGAAGCCAAUUGCCACUAUACCACCCACCCAUGUGCAACAGAACAAGCCAGACAUGCCUUCCAAUAGUCAACAACAGCAGCAGCAGUUUGACGAUCAGGAGACUGGGAACCUCUCUUGGCUGUUGGACUUUAAACUAGACCCAUUCAUUGAGGCUGCAGAUGAAAAGUCCAGUGUACCAUCACCCAGAGACAAUCACAGUGGAAGCAAAACAAAGGUAAAUGGACGUUUCUAUGGGUCUGCCUACGUCAACGAUGUGAAGAAAAAUUACAACGAGAAUUGCUCCUGGAAUCAUGACUCCAAUCAGAGUUGCUCCAGCCUGGACAAUAAGAGCUUCACGUCCUCACGGUGCAACGGACCAAAAAAGCCGCCUUUCACCUACACAGAGCUCAUUGAACACGCUCUGCGAGAAAAAGGAGAGCUCACAGUAUCAGCCAUUUAUCAGUGGAUCUCAGAGCAUUUUCCCUAUUACAAAAGCAACGACGAUCGUUGGAAGAAUUCUGUGCGGCACAACUUGUCCAUAAAUCCUCACUUCCGGAAGGGAUCCAAGGCACCGCAUGGAGCUGGACACUUGUGGGCCAUUGCGAACCGUUCCGGGGACUCCAGACCUAGACAGACUAUUAAUAUCCCUAACACUAGCUCUUCCAUGAAACAGAUCAGCAAAAAUUUGACAGAAGCUGAAAAUCAUAGGAAAUGUAUCAGGCACAUGAAUCCAAUAGAUGAGGUGGAAGCAGCGACUGCCAGUAUCACGCAACAGUCCUCAGAGGAGGAGACUGAAAGUAUGGUGAAUUCUGUGACAUUAGAGCACUGUGCAGAAGAAAUUCUCAGUGGUAUCAAGAAAGAAGUAGAAGUACAGUAUCUUGUUCCUAUGAUGGUGUCCAGUAAUGAACAUAAUACAACCCAGUCCAAUCAGCAAACACAGGAACUUCAUUACCCUGUGAAAGAGAGUGAUUUCCUUAAUCCAGUAUCUAAGGAAGUGGUGGCCGAAGAAUGCGGACUCAUAAGCGAAGGUUAUCUAGUCACAGAUCUAAAUCCAACGACCCUGGGCCUGAACAUGGUGGAACCGGAGAUCAUUACCCCGGAAAAUCUGUUUGGAGAAGAAUUAAAUUUUCAGUUCUACGAAUUGUCCUCUCCUUCGCAGAUCCAGUCUGCCUGA